This is a messenger RNA of Bombina bombina (fire-bellied toad), 1580 nucleotides long. It is a transcript of the gene EMC7, whose product is annotated as ER membrane protein complex subunit 7. NCBI's taxonomy places the organism in Eukaryota, Metazoa, Chordata, Amphibia, Anura, Bombinatoridae. Bases 62 to 775 code for a protein of 237 amino acids. The record is from RefSeq and is a predicted model, not a curated record. The transcript has 5 exons. Gene Ontology annotation, molecular function: carbohydrate binding. Gene Ontology annotation, cellular component: EMC complex.
AAAAGAAGCCGGAAAUAGAAGCUUUGACCGGAAUUGCUAUUUGCUUCUAUUAUUGGUAGCAAUGCCGGUGUCUGAUGUCUACGCUGCCGUUUGGGGCCAUCGCCUUGUUUGUAUACUCAGUUUGCUCUCCUUAUGUAGUGCCGACACAGAUAUAGUGAGCCCCGGCUCUAACGGCGAUAAGUUCAAGGUGGAGGGUCGAGCUGUGGUUCCAGGUGUCAGGCCACAGGAUUGGGUGAGCAGUGCCAGGGUCUUAGUGGAUGGCGAGGAACAUAUCGGUUUUCUCAGGACUGAUGGGAGUUUUGUAGUACAUGAUGUGCCUUCUGGUUCUUAUGUAGUAGAAGUGGUUUCUCCAGCUUACCGCUUUGAACCUGCCAGAGUUGAUAUCACUUCCAAAGGCAAAAUGAGGGCCAGAUUUGUCAAUCACAUUAAAACAUCAGAGGUUCUUCGCCUUCCUUAUCCUCUUCAACUGAAAUCCAACGGCCCCCCAUCCUAUUUCAUAAAGCGAGAGACCUGGGGAUGGACAGACUUUCUCAUGAAUCCAAUGGUAAUGAUGAUGGUGUUGCCCCUUCUGAUCUUUGUGUUGCUGCCUAAAGUUGUGAACACCAGUGAUCCUGAAAUGAGACGGGAAAUGGAGCAAUCUAUGAACAUGCUGCACUCCAACCCAGAACUCCCAGAUGUCUCUGAAUUCAUGACAAGACUUUUUACGUCAAAAUCCUCCAGCAAAUCAAGCAGUAGUGGAAAAACUGGCAAAAGUGGAGUUGGAAAGAGAAGGUAGUGCAAGGUACCCAAGGCCUUCGUACAGUCUGCUCCCUUGGAAUUCUGUGAUUGCAGAAUGCACGACUCACCUCUGCGGCCAGUAAACAUCAGGACUUUUUUUUUCGGUUUAACACCCACUAGUUCUUUGCCACCCUUAGGAACGGUUGGUCGGAUUUGGGUCCCAGUUGCAUGAAAUAUGUCUUUUAAAUAAUAUAUCUGAUUAUGUUACUUUUCUAGAGUAAUUUAAUUUAUUUGCACAUUUUCAUUUGCGAGAGAUUUAAGGAUUAAUAAAUGACCACUUGUCAGGGUUUGCAUUUACUAAGUCUAUCUGUCUUUUCUCAUAUUAUUCCGUAGAUUCAUUCUUUCUUUUUAUUAUCUCCAUUUGUUAAGUGAAGCUUCACUUGAAACCCAUACGUUCCCUGUUUUAAGUAAUUUAAAGAAUGGUUUAGUAAAUAGCUCCACUGAAAAUUAUUUUGCAGAGUUGUUUUGCAGAUGCACAAAGUCAAAAGAAAGGUUUGUAGAAUUUCACAGGGACGAAAGUGGCGCACAGAUGCAUGCCGAGCACAGAGAUUGGUGAUCAUGAAAGUUGCAUGUAAUUCUGCAGCUAUAAUCUUUAAUCAGAAUUGAUGUUUUUAAUGUAUUUGAUGUUUAUUGGGAUGACACCUGCAAUGUAUAUCUUUUUACUUUGAUGCAGUAACUUAAAAAUAGGAAGCUGCUUCAGCAAUGUGUAGCUUAAUCAAUGGUUAGAACAUCUGUGUCCAUCUGGUAAUCUAUGCUCUAAAUGAUAUGUUGUAAGUUAAUAAAAUAGAAAAAAAAGCUUUAAA